Molecule: messenger RNA, 6779 nt
Organism: Coregonus clupeaformis (lake whitefish)
Lineage: Eukaryota; Metazoa; Chordata; Actinopteri; Salmoniformes; Salmonidae
Product: protein Smaug homolog 1
Exons: 14
Coding region: 674-3067 (797 amino acids)
Biological process (GO): regulation of mRNA stability; negative regulation of translation; nuclear-transcribed mRNA poly(A) tail shortening
Cellular component (GO): P-body
Molecular function (GO): protein binding; mRNA binding; translation repressor activity
Source: RefSeq, a predicted model, not a curated record
ACUCCAUUCUCUAUUUUUGUGCUUCCUUGUGCUGCCAAGCUCCUGACGUAAUGCUUCAUGUUAAUUAUUAGCAUGUGGAAAGCAAUGCCGAGACUCGCCUCUGGUAAAACAAGAGUAGCUUAACUGUAGGGAGAAUAGUUAGUCAAGAUGGCAAAACACACAGAUCGGGAGUGAAGGGGCACCGCUCCCCACAAUUGUGUACUUUGUUGCGCCCCGUCCUGCGACCAACACCACUGAUACAACUGUGCCUAGAAGUCUAAGGGGGAUCCCUGUGGAAAAUGCCAACAAGGGUAACGCUGGUGUGACAGCGCGGAGUGCAGGAAGAAAGUUGACUCUCCCAUCUGACUGUUAACCCUCAUCCUUUUGCAGAUGCACCUAGGAGAGCACCUUGCUCCCCUCAAGCUGAAGCUACACCUGCAAUGCUAAAAGCCCGGAUGAUGCUAUGCCACUUGAACUGAGCACAACAGCUCAAACCCUUCAUGCUCAAAGUAGCUACUGCUGUCCACUCAACAUCAAUAACAGAGAAAGCAACCAACCAGAGAAAGCGACACAAGCUUUGACCAAAGUUGAACCACCGCAGCACCAAGACCUCCGUGAACCUAAUUAUCUCGUGACACCAGGGGGGUCACUCUAACUGGUUUCCCCGUUCUGCUUAGUGCAUGUCCCCAAGACCAUGAUGUUUCGCGACCAGGUGGGCGUCCUAGGAAGCUGGUUUAAGGGAUGGAAUGAGUGUGAGCAGACGGUGGCUCUGCUGUCGCUGCUGAAGCGGGUGUCGCGGACCCAGGCCCGCUUCCUGCAGCUGUGUCUGGAGCACAGCCUGGCCGAGUGCACCGAGCUCCAUGUGUUGGAGGGGGAGGCCAAUAACCCAGUGGUGAUCAGCCAGUGGCAGGGCGAGCCCAAGGAGCGCGUCAUCUCCCUGGUCCUCACCCACCUGCCCCUGCUCAAGCCGGGCAACGUCGAAGCCAAGGGCGAGUACAUGCGCCUCCUCCCCCGCAUCCUGGCACACACCAUCGACCAUGGCCGCCAUCUCGAAGAGUCACGCCAACUCCUCUCCUAUGCCCUCAUCCACCCGGCCACCUCGCUGGACGACCGCGCCGCCCUCGCCCUCUGGCUCAACCACUUGGAGGAGCGUGCCGCUGCCCGGGGCGACUCGUUGGAGCGACCGCCCCCCGCCCCGGCCUCGCUCCACCAGACGCCCCCCUCGACACUCUCCUUGUCGGGGUCCAGUUCGAGUUCCUCAGGGAGCCACCUGGGCCACCUGUACCACCACCAGCGCUACGGCUCGGAUGAUAGGCUCAACGGCUGGCAGGGGUCCAGGGACUCGGGGUUGGGCAGCGGUUGGCACCAGCAACAGCAGGGGCAUGGAGGGAGUGAGAAUGGCGGGCACCUGGCGCUCUACCCGUCCUUGUCGGUGCCUGGGAGUAUCAACACGGUUGGCAUGGGUAGCAGCAGCCACACCAUCCUGUCCGGCGGUGGCGGCGGGCAGCACAGUCCCCUGAAGCGCUCGGUGUCCCUCACCCCCCCGAUGAGCGGCAGCUCCUUGGCCAGUUCCUCCUCCUCGUCGGGCGGCCAAGCCCUGGGCCUGGGUCUGGGUCACGGUUGGCUCUCCCAGGAGGACCUGCGCGGGCCCCGGGGAAGAGGAAAAGGAGGAGGAGGAGGAGGGCUGGGGCUGGCCCCCACUGACCCUCACCACGCUCCCCUCUCCCCCCAGAGCAGCGUAGCGUCGUCGGGCAGCGGCGGCAGCGAGCACCUGGAGGAUGGAGGUUGCUGUGUAGGAGGCAUGCACCGCAGCAGCACAUUCCACGAGGAGGGCAGCGGCAUGAGGGUCUUUCCCCUAGAUUAUUGUCCAGGCGUGGCGCAAAGGCCCCCAAAGCAACAUCCAGGCCCUCUGGGGACCAACAGAGUUGGGCAGGGGGGCCUGCCCCAGCUUUACAAUGAUGUGCCAGCCUGGCUGAAAAGCCUCCGUCUCCACAAAUAUGCGGCACUCUUCUCCACCAUGACGUAUGACGAGAUGAUGUCACUGACCGAACAGCAGCUGGAAUCACAGAAUGUCACCAAAGGGGCAAGGCACAAGAUAGUCAUCAGCAUUCAGAAACUGAAGGAGCGUCAGAACAUGCUGCGCUGCCUAGAGAAGGAUGUGUUGGAGGGGGGUAACCUGCGCGCCCCUCUCACCGAGCUCCACCAGAUGAUCCUGACGCCCAUCAAGGCGGUGGCCAGCGAUGAGUCGUCCCCCAGCUCGCCCUCCUCGACCACACAGAGACCCCUGUUGAGCCCAGAGGGGAAGUGCAGCGCCGCCCCGGGCUCCCACCUCGCCCCGGGAGGAGGGGAGGGGGAGACAGGGACCACCCUAAUCGCUGAGGGGGACAUCCCCGGCCAGUUCACCCGCGUCAUGGGCAAAGUUUGCACACAGCUCCUGGUGUCCAGGCCAGACGAAGAGAACAUCAGCUCCUACCUGCAGCUCAUUGACAAGUGCCUUCUUCACGAGGCAUUCACAGAGUUGCAGAAGAAGCGACUGUUGUCGUGGAAACAACAGGUGCAGAAGCUGUUCCGCUCGUUCCCCAGGAAGACCCUCCUGGACAUGACUGGCUACCGGGUGCAGAGGAGCAGCAGCAGUAGCCGGGGCUUCGGCCAGUCCAAUUCUCUCCCCACGGCGGGCUGCGUGGGGGGCAGCAGCAGCGUGUCGGCCCGUCGCAGCCUGCGCCAGUUCCAGAUGCCCUCGCGGAGCCUCCCCGGCGCCAGGCUGGGCCUGCUGGGCACCGCCGGCCUCCUGGGACCCACGCCACAUAGCGCCAGCAGCACCCCCACCGGCCUCAAGCAGGGACGACAGGGUCUGUGGUUCGCCAACCCCGGGGGCAGUAAUAGCAUGCCCAGCCGGACCCACAGCUCAGUGCAGAGGACCCGCUCCCUGCCUGUCCACACCACGCCACACACCAUGGUCAUGUUCCAGCAGUCUGAUCUCCAGGUGCCGGUGACGGAACCAGACAUCAACAACCGGCUGGAGUCUCUGUGCCUGAGUAUGACAGAGCAUGCCCUAGGAGAUGGAGUCGACCGCACAUCCACCAUCUGAGAGGAGGACCUGAAGGAGACCAGGAGAGACUGAGCUGGUCCCAAGAGGCUCGCCGCGCACCCAGUCUUUCCCUUCGCCCCCCACACCACCUGCCCAUCAGGCGCCCCCACAGCCAUUGGGAGAGGUCAACCGGGGGGGUGGGCGAGCUCCAAAUCACGCCACGAUGAGCCAAUCCGUGAAAAACUGCUAACACAGCAGCAAAUUGGCAUGUUACCAUCUCGACUAAACACAGCUACCCCCCAGCACCCUCAUAAGUAUCUGGGCUUCAGUGGCGGAUGAGAAAGGCAGUACAGACUCCUCUCCCCACAGUGUUGCACCCAGUAUAACUACCCACAACAGUGCCUGAGGAGUACACUCUGCUGGGCUGUGGGAGAUAUACUGUAGCAUCACUGGGGUCGGCAUCAGCCAUCAACCGAAUGGCCCUGGGCCCUGUUGAAAGGGGUGGUUGUGCAUUAUGGGUACUGUAGUACAUCAUGCUACAGAGUUCCGGACUCUGUUCUCUUCUCUACCCUCACCCCCAGUCCCAGUUAAAGACCAGUAACAGAAUUCCCACACCAGUUCACACCAGUCAGCAUUUCUACCGGUGUCACAGAGCCAAAAACAAACAAAAAAGCCAAGUAAACAAACAAACAAACAAUUUGGGACACUUUGUGAGAGAAGCCUUGGCUUGUCCUCCCCACUGUUUGGGUGAGUUUUAGGGAGGACAUUUUUCAAAAGGCUUGGGAGAACCCUAUGCUCUGUAUAGGUGACAGAAAAAAAGCAUUUAUACAUGUAUGUAUUGUUUACAUAAGAUGCUACUAUCAAGGGUACCGAAACAUUUAUACAUUUCAGCUAUGAAUGUUAUCUCUUGAAUAUAUUUUUCAAACUUUUUGGAAAGCAGUGGCAUACUUCCGUACUAGUCGCUUAAUAGACUAACGUCCCACAGUAGCUAUCAUAGUUUACAACUGACUUAUCCAUUGUUAGUUUUUUUGUGCUUUUUGUUCCUUUUACCAGGAGCCAAACUGUGUGAAAAUGAAAACGCUAAAAAGAGAGAGGGAUGCGGCAGAGGUGUGUAGAAGGAAAAGAGAUGGGAGGAGGGGAAAUGAAAGUGGAGAAACACAGGAUGGACUCUGCCAAGUGAUUUGGAAGGAGAAGAGGACGUUACCGAUGAUGGAUUCAAGUCAGGCGCAGGGACUUUGAUUUGAAACAAGACAGAGGGAAAUAGCCUAGCAGAGUUGUGGUAAAGUUCUGGGUAAAUUCAUGUUAUACACAGGCCAAUUACAUAGAAUUGCAUAUAUUAGCCUGUGUACCUACAGACUAUGCAUUGAAAGUUGCUGUUCAUUUGCUUGGGCUUUGUCUGGAGCGAAGUUCCUGUAUCAGGUGCACGAUGUCGUGUGACCUAGUCUCUAAUUAGGGCUUGUCAGUGUGGGUCAGGAGUAUAUUUAGUAUAUAUAGUAUAAUCAAUGGGUCUUGUUGUGAAAUAGAAUGAGGAGUACGUGUUUGUUUUCAGUCCAGGGUAGAUGAUAUAGUGCUGCAUGUUGUAUGCUAUAUGCUCCCAAUCUUACUAGGAAGUAAGAGACGGUCAAAGAUGUUCUGAAUCGAGGAGGAAGGAGAGAAUGCUAACCAGUGAUGUACACAGAGGACAGGAGAAUCAGGAAGUAGCCAUAGUGGAUGUAAAUGAGAAGGUUGCUGAGGAGGAUUCCUUUCUCUCAAGCAUCAUAGCAAAGUAGUUUUACUCCCCGAGAUUGCUCUCUUUUUAGUACUUACCUCCACCUGGUGGCCAAAAGCAGUUAGAGACAACCAGGCACUUUGACCAUCUGUUGAUUUGAAUUGAAAUUAGGAUUUUUGUACUUUAAUUUCUUGUUGUUUUUUUGUCUUAAUAUUUAUCCUCUGUUUAUUGUUGUCUGCAUGACAGACUGUAAGGGUAGGUUCAUGUUAAAAUAAGCUCUUAAAAGUUUAGUUAUAACAGUUUGGCUCUGUUAUUAGCCGUUGUAUCACUUUCAUAAGUGGGGUUUUUGUGCAUGGAAGGUCACGCUGAAGUUUUAUGCCUGAAUGGGCAUCCUGGUUGGUUUUUCCCAAAUUGGAAUCAAUUUGGAGCGAUUCAAAAUGGUGUUUUGUGAGGGUUAUUGAUAUUUUGUUCGUUUUUUAUUCUUAAAAAGUGUCUUGUUUUCUUGUUCUGCACUUGGUGCCGGGAUAUUUUACUACAGCUAAUCCAUCAAUAACAAUGCCAAUAGGUGCAGCAAUAGAAAUGCCAAGUAUGUGCAAUAGACCUUUUAUCAGUGGGGAGAGAAGCAAGGGGUUUGGAAAGGAAAAGUUAGGGGUUUUGCAGUUCAGAGAAUGGAACUUGACUUAUUGUGGAGGUGAACUCGAGUAGUGAGAUGAAACCAGCUUCAUGCCAAAUGCACCCUUUCUCGGUGGUGGAGAACACCCCUUUCUCUGCCACAAUAACUACAGCCCACUCCCCUAGUGCACAUUGAACUGAAGCUCUUGGACUGAACCAUAUUGUCAUAAGGUAGGGUUGACAACUGACAACCUAACCCAGUCUAACCUGUUAUUGACAAAAUGUCACUGAUACCUGUAGUGACUUUUCAGAGUCAGCCAAACGUCACUGCUUCAGGAAGUGCGCUCACUAAACACGCAUGGCCUUAACUGUGACGGUGAAUCGUGCAUAAAGCAUGAAUUGGCAUGGACCCUUUUGUGGCAUGGCUUGGCAAAUAUUUAGUGGCAGUAUACAGUAUGUAUUGUUACACGAUGCAACGUGCAUCAGUGUAUACACAGUACAUGGGAGUUAGAGCCACUUGUCACUGCCAUAUGAAUCAAUAUUAUUAGCAGAUUCAAAUCAUUAUUUAUUUUCUAUUUUUUUCUAUUACUGUUGCAGAGUUGAUUAUUGUAUUCAUUUAGAUGUAUUAUUUAAAGUACCAUAUGUAUUAACUUACUAUGGCUGGUGACCAUAAGUACAUCUCAAAUAAUAACAUAGUUAUUUUUGUUUUGAACUACAUUAUAAUCGCAAAUUUGUGUUUUUGAUAGUGGAGGAAAGAGCCACUACCGGUGUCUUCUUGGGAAUUGUGUGUUUUUUCUGACGCUUUGUGAAUGCUUAUUAUAUCCUGGUUGGCCAAAUGACUGAAUACUGUAUGUGCUCUUUUAUAGAAAUGUUACCCCUCGAUGCCCUGUUUUUGAUCGCAAAGUUCACUUUUUGAUCCAGCCACCAGCAAAACAAACUGGAUAGAGGGUGACAACCCUUUUGAAACAUUGCCAAAUAGUACAGGCCACGUUAACUCUUGAUAGACUGAAAUGAAGAGUCAUCUGGGGUUAUUUGUGUGGGAUAAGGCCCUUCCUACUUUGUCAGCUAUUAGACUUUGGCUGUGAGCAUUGAAGGUCCAGGGCUUGCCAUAUGGGAAUGGUCAACCAGUGCCUACCAAGCUAACCACCACCUGCGUGGUUAUUGAUGACAUCACAGUGGAAGGCUAAGCUAAGUAGCCCAUUCAUAAGACUAGCAACAACUGCAGGGCAGAGGAUAGAGCAUGCUAGGGUGGGAUGUACACUACUGUAUGUGCCUAUGAGGCAGUAAACAGAGGCGGUAAAUAGAAGGGUCAUCAAUGUCGUUCAUAUAUUACUGCAGCCCUGUGUGAGUAGUAGCCGGAUGAGGAGUGGAUCAGACUUUGACUCCUCCGGAAGCUGCUCAAAGGGUUUAUUUUUUUAUUUUCCAAAGUGCAUCCAAACUCUAUAGGGCUCC